Messenger RNA from Exophiala viscosa, 2740 nucleotides. RefSeq names its product ubiquitin-like 1-activating enzyme E1 B. Gene Ontology annotation, biological process: protein sumoylation. Gene Ontology annotation, molecular function: SUMO activating enzyme activity. Gene Ontology annotation, cellular component: cytoplasm; SUMO activating enzyme complex. The transcript has 2 exons. The record is from RefSeq and is a predicted model, not a curated record. Lineage: Eukaryota; Fungi; Ascomycota; Eurotiomycetes; Chaetothyriales; Herpotrichiellaceae. The coding region runs from base 406 to 2298 and encodes 630 amino acids.
AGCCGCAUCGCCGCCCAUAAUGUCGCUUCUUGGGGGCGUUUGCCGGGAAAGUCACGUAGGACUUACUUGCGGUAAGGUUGGUGAAUUGUCCUGCAGGGUCUUCCUAGCGCAGUGCCCAUCGCUAAGCACCUCAGCCGGAUAAACUGGUGAUAGUCUGAUCGUAAAGUCAAACCACCGUUGAUCUCUACUUUUACAUUACUCUCACCUGCCGACGAUCCCAAGCCUCACCACCCUCAGGGUGCGCUUUCUUCUUUCUGCUUUCUUCACUUUCGCCUCUUCCCUCCGUGUCUUUCCCGGAGCAAACCUUUUUCCACACCUCUGGUUCCGGGUCGAUGAUGUCUUCCGCCUGUCCACACUGAAUCCCAUCAACUCUACCUCAUCAAUUAAUACAGCCAACGAAGCACGAUGGCGCGCGACAAGUUUGCAAGACAGUCCUUGGGAGCGGCGCAACGUUUGGUCAAGGAGUCCCGGGUUCUUCUCGUCGGCGCAGGCGGCAUUGGGUGCGAGCUCCUGAAGAAUCUCGUCCUUACAGGCUUCGGCGAAAUCCACAUCAUAGAUCUCGAUACCAUCGAUCUAAGCAACCUGAAUCGACAGUUCCUUUUCAGACAUGAACACAUCAAGAAACCGAAAUCCCUGGUCGCAAAAGAGGUGGCUCAAAAGUUCAAUCCUAAUGUCAAAUUGGUCGCAUAUCACGCAAAUAUCAAGGACAAGCAGUUCAACCUAGAAUGGUUCUCGAACUUCAACCUCGUAUUCAAUGCGCUGGACAAUAUGGAGGCGAGACGCCAUGUCAACAAGAUGUGUUUGGCUGUCGAUAUCCCGCUUAUCGAGUCCGGCACCACAGGCUUCAAAGGCCAAGUGCAGGUGAUCAAAAAAGGGAAGACCGCGUGCUACGACUGCACGCCAAAGACUACGCCGAUCUCAUAUCCUGUCUGUACGAUCCGCAGCACUCCCAGCCAACCCAUCCAUUGCAUUGUUUGGGCGAAGAGCUAUCUCCUUCCAGAACUCUUUGGCGUGAGCGAGGACGAAACGGCGGAUGUGGACCAGAGCGAAGAUUCGGAAAACGCUGCAGAAAUUGAGAAACUAAAGCAGGAGGCGCAAGCAUUGAAGAAAAUCAGAGACUCAAUGGGAUCGGACGACUUUGCGAAACUGGUGUUUGACAAGGUCUUCAAAGAGGAUAUCGAAAGACUGGCGAACAUGGAGGAUAUGUGGAAAGACAAGAAAGCGCCGGAACCUCUAUCUUAUGAAACCCUGGAACAGGAAGCCUCAGCCUUGGACAAGUCGGUUCUCUUAGCUGGUCAGCGUGUAUGGUCAACCCCAGAAAACUUCUUCGUGUUCAAGGACAGUCUGGCUCGGUUAGCCAAGAGACUGGCAGAAGAACAAGCAGCAGCUAUGAAAUCGGGUCAAUCAGCACCUACGAUAUCAUUCGACAAAGACGACGACGAUACGAUGGACUUGGUUGCUGCAGCAGGUAAUCUGCGCUCCAUAAUCUUUGGCAUCGAGCCCAAGUCAAAAUUUGACAUCAAGCAGAUGGCAGGCAAUAUCAUUCCCGCAAUUGCAACGACCAAUGCCAUGGUCGCAGGAUUGUGCGUCAUGCAAUCGUUCAAAGUGUUGAAGAGCGAAUAUGCUCGAACAAAAUGGCUGUGGCUGUGGAAUGGAGCUCUGAGUACUGAUCGGUUAGAAGCUCCAAACCCGGAAUGUGCUGUCUGCAGUGUAGCCAUGGCUAGAGUGCACGUCGACAUUGAGAAAGCUACCUUGAAUGACCUGGUUCACGACAUACUCCGGACAAAGCUGGGGUAUGGAGAGGAAAUAACAGUCUUGAGUGAGGCUGGUUUGAUCUAUGAUCCUGACCUGGAAGACAACCUAGAACAAAAGUUGACAGACCUGGGUAUUGGGGAUGCAAGCUUCCUUUUGGUCAAAGACGAAGAAGAUGAGAAACCCAGGAUCGAUCUGCAAUUGGCAAUUGAGGCAAUGAAGCCAACAGAUAAGACCAAAAGUGUUGAGCUCAUCGAGAGGGAAGGCGAGGCAUUCGACGUACCGCGGAGGCCGAAGAAAGAAGCUGCUGCGAACGGAAUCGAUGGUGAUGACGACGACGAUGUUGAGGUUACGAAUGGCGUCUCCGUUCCUGCACAGUCAACUGGCAAGCGGAAACGAGCACUUGAUGACGAAGACGCAACAAUUGAUGCUCCAGCAAAGAAAUUACAAGGACCCAUGGCGGCUGAAGUUGCCAAGAACUCAGAAAUACAUGCUAUUGUGAUUGAUGAGGAUGAUGGGACGCUUCUGAUCGCGGACGACGAUUAGCAGGUUGGCAAACUCGGCCGGAAUCAUCGUUCUGGCAAAUAAUCAUGAAACAAAGCUGCUGCUUGGGAUGUCACAUGAGCUUGGAACCAAGCUUCGAGUAGAGAUGUCCACCACAACACCUACUUCUCCAUCCCGUCAAUGAAGCGGGCUUCUGGGAAUGUCAGGAGCUCAGGGGCCCAGGCACCAGUCUUGUGCAGAAGAUGAGCAGCUACGCGGUGCGGAAUGAGCUGAGAUUCAAGAGCAGGCCACCAAGAAGGUGGUAGUGGGCAUGUAGGACUACGAGAUCAGAGCUGAAGAUCACGCGAGAUGAAGCCGACGAGUUAGGCGGAAGUAGGCAUGAUUUCUGCCACCUGAGAGAAGGGAAGGAUGCCUUGCUUUGAGAUACCACGCAACGUAACAGACGCAUACAGCUGAAUUUGAAGCGAUAGAGCCAGCGCCCACA